Messenger RNA from Hemicordylus capensis (graceful crag lizard), 4019 nucleotides. It is a transcript of the gene CEP131, whose product is annotated as centrosomal protein 131. Bases 401 to 3733 code for a protein of 1110 amino acids. The record is from RefSeq and is a predicted model, not a curated record. Gene Ontology annotation, biological process: intraciliary transport involved in cilium assembly; cilium assembly; regulation of centrosome duplication. Gene Ontology annotation, cellular component: centriolar satellite. NCBI's taxonomy places the organism in Eukaryota, Metazoa, Chordata, Lepidosauria, Squamata, Cordylidae. The transcript is spliced from 27 exons.
AGCUGCUGCUGGUUGCUAGUGGCGCUCCUACUGCCCCUCUCUUGUCGCGGCUGGAGACGCGAUGCAGGAGGAGAUGGCGGGGAGGCAGCGAGAAGAAGGGAAUUUCCCAUAAUGCCCUUGGUGGGCGCGGGGGGCGUGCACGUCUGAGAGGUAGAGAAGAAUGACCCUAGCAGCGGGCUAGGCCACCGAUAACAAAGCUUAGGCAGAAAGUGGGGAGUUCUCGAGGCCUUGUUUUUGGACCUGGGUCUGGGGUAGAUAGAGACGCUCUCCCUCCCCCGCGCUUCAGCCCAGAGCCAGAGUGAAGAAGCAGGGUUCGCUCAUUGUCUCAAGCAGCGGGAGAAAGAGAGAGGUUCUCGCCGCGAACAGCUGCUUAAGGGUUUCCCUCCUUCCCCAGGUGACAAUGAAGAGCACUCGUGUCAGCGUUGCCUCCUUCCAGGGUACCAGUGCCAGUGGGGUGGAUCUCAGCCUUACAGGUCUACCUAUGCAAGUGCUUCAGCGUAGUGCCUCCCCAGGCAAGCACAUUGCCCGCUCCAUCUCCGUCAUUACAGAAAACAAACCCAAAAGGAAUAUCCUAGAAGAUGCAGGGCUUGGCACCUCCAGAGCUAUGAACAAUUUGCGAAGAUCAGUUAGCACAACUCAGGUUAACCAGCAGGUGAAUGGUGUCCUCAGUGCUGAGCAGCACAGAGACUUUCUGACAUUCUUUGAUAGCAGCUCUGGUGGAAGAAAAAAACUAGCAAGUCUGAGCAAAGUCUCCCCAGAAAAGAAGACCACGUGGAAUAUCCUGGAUGAGCAGCCCAGAACCUUUCCAGCCUCAUCUAGCACCCGAGAAACCUCUUCAGGCAUGAGGAAGAAAGAAAUCUAUGUACCACUUGCGGCCAACUUCACUGCCAAUAACAGGAGUAACAAAGGUGCCAUGGGCAACUGUGUUACCACCAUGGUGCAUAACAACUACUCCACUGCAGACAAGGUGCCUGCACCUAAGAGCUCCAACCAGGUCACGACUUCCCUCAACAAUAUUAUAAAAGCCACCUCCAAUGAGGACACGGAGAGCAGCAGCUAUAUUAAGUCCCAGAAGAACUUCUCAAGCAGCAACAUCCUGGCUCGGAACAAUAAUACCACCAUCAGCAGCAGCAGCAACCCCCUCCGGAGGCAGGAAGUAUCAGAGGAGGAGGCUGAGCGGUUCAUUAACCAAGUCAACCUGGCUGCUGUGACGAUUCAGCGUUGGUACAGACGGCACUCACAGAGGCACAAAGAAGGCAUGGCACAGCUUGGGCGCUUGUUAUCUUCUAAAAGAGAGGAAAGGAGGCAGCAGCUUACAGAGGGGGACAGCAUCAUGGAUUUGCAGCGAAAACGAGAUGAAGACAGGAGGAAGAUUCGGGAGGAGAAGGCACGCCUGGCCAGAAGAGCAGCCCUCCAGGAGUUGCAACAGAAACGGGCCCAGAAAGCCUUGGAAACUCAGCGCUUGGUUGAGGAGGAACUGGCAGUGAUAAAAGACAGCAAGAAAGCAGGGAGAAGAAAGUCUGGGAAGGCUGGCUCUGUGAAGAACACCAGUCCAGCUAACAGCAUCAUCAAGGCCAACAAUGCCGAUGCCAAUUUUCACUUGUCAGCUGCAGAUAUAGAAGAAACUCGUGCUGUGAUAUCUGUCUCUGCCUUAGGACAAAACAAACAACCUGAAGAUCAGUCACAGGAUGUCAGCUCUAGAAAGAUGGCCAGUGAAGAUUUGGAGACCAGGAUCACUGUAGCCAGCAGGGCACAAUCCAAGGUGACACUUAAUGAACUGCUGGACACCCUAAAGCUGUUGGAAGAGGAGCCAGAGUUAUUACCACAGCCAAAGGCCUGCAAAGAAGAUAAAUAUGCAUGGAUAGAUGGGGAAGCUGACUCCAAUUCCCUGACUGCUGACAAUUUGGAGAAGUUUGGGAAACUGAACUGCUCUCCUGGAAUCCCUGAGGAAGGCACCCUGCUCUCGGAAGCCAAACUUCAGAGCAUCAUUAGCUUCCUGGAUGAGAUGGAGAAAUCUGAGCAGGAGCGACCCAGAUCUGCUGCCUCUGCUUCACAGCGAGAAGGGCUGUUGUCGGAAGAAGAGCUAGCCCACUUGGAGCAGGCCUCGGCAGUUGCUACGGAGGUCACCAGCUCUAUAAUGAGGCUGAAGCUGGAGGUAGAAGAGAAGAAAAGAGCCAUCACAUUACUGCACACAGCGCUGGCUCAGCAGCGGGAACUGACUGUGAGGCAUGUCAAAGAGACAGAGAAGGAACUGAACCGCCAGCUAGCACUGCAGAAGGAGCAGUACGAGGCAGCUAUUCAGCGGCACCUGGCCUUCAUCGACCAGCUGAUUGAUGAUAAAAAAGUUUUGACUGAGAAAUGUGAAGCUGUGGUAACCGAACUGAAGCAAGUUGAUCAGAAAUACACCAAGAAAAUUGCCCAGAUGCAGGAGCAGCAUCAGCUGGUCUGGCGCACUCUGGGCCCCCUCUGUGAGGAAAUAAAGAAACUGAAGGAGCUCAUGAGUGCUACAGAGAAGAUUCGGCGGGAGAAAUGGAUUGAUGAGAAAACCAAGAAGAUCAAAGAGAUCACUGUGAGAGGUCUGGAGCCCGAGAUCCAGAAACUCAUUGCGAAGCACAAACUAGAGAUCAAAAAGCUGAAAACACUGCAUGAGGCAGAGUUACUGCAGUCGGAUGAGCGGGCAGCCCAGCGCUACGUACGCCAGGCUGAAGAGCUGAGGGAGAUGCUGGAGCAUGAGAAGGAAGAGCAGGGGCAGCGAGAGAGAGAGCUGGCAAGGCAACGAUACGAAAAGCAGCUGGAGCAGGAGGAGCAGGCUCUGCAGCAACAGCGGCGCCGGCUGUACAGUGAGGUGGCUGAGGAGAAAGAGAGGCUCAACCAACAGGCAGCCCGGCAGAGGGCUGAGCUGGAGGAGCUGCAGCGGCAGCUGGAAGAGAACAGCUCUAUUGUCACCAAAGUACUGAAGGAAGAAUAUGAGAAGGGGAAGGAGGAGCAGGAGAAACGCCAUCAGGCAGAAGUGCAGGCCCUGAAAGUGCGGCUAGAGAUAGAGAAGCAGGCCUGGGAGGCCAACUACCUGAAGAAGGAGGAAGCCUGGCUGCUCACUCGGGAGCGAGAGCUGAGGGAAGAAUUGCGGAAAGAGAGGGAUAAGGAAAUUGAAUUAGUCAUCCAACGGCUAGAAGCCGACAUGUCUUCUGCCAAGGAGGAGUGUGAGAGAGCCACAGAGAACAGAAUAAAGAGGGUGCGGGACAAAUACGAAGCAGAGCUGCAGGAAUUGGAACGGUCAGAACGCAAACUCCAAGAGCGCAGCAAUGAGCUAAAGGGUCGACUUUCAGAGGCAGAAGGUGAAACUCUUCGUGUGCAGGGUCUGCUGCGGCAGAAGGAGCAGGAGGCAGAGGAUAUCCGUAAGGUGAGGGACCAGCUAGCACAGGAACGCAACAGCCUCUCCGAGGUUAUUCGGCAGGAGUUCGCAGACCGGCUGGUGAGCACUGAGGAAGAGAACAGGUGCCUCAAGGCAGAGAUGGCUGAACUUCGUGCCCGUCAACGCUUAGAACUAGACAGAGUGACCCGAGACAAAGAGGAGGAGUUGGAAGAAGUGCAUAAAAGAGUGAAGACAGCCAUUGUGAAGAAAGAGGAGGCUGUGAACAGCCUCCGAAAACAAUAUGAGGCUGCUGUGAAGAGAGCAGACCACCUGGAGGCCCUUUUGGAGCAACAGCGUAAGCAGCUGCUAGCAGCCAAGUAGCAGACAUAGCACCACCAGCACUACACCACUGGCACCAAAAAGGCAGAGCCGAGUGAUCAUGCACAGCAAAAGAAUGUUUGCCUGUUGUCCACAAGAGACUAAGAUAAAAUGAACACUAAUCUGUAUGUGAGUGGGGAGGGAUUCCUGUUCUGUCAACUUUUUGUUCUCCCCCCCCCUUUAUUUUUAUUUUUUAAAAUGUUCCGUUCCUUGUGCCUCUUUUAAGAAGCUGGGUAUCAUCCCUGUUCUUACCAAUGUAUUUUAAAAGUAAAAUCUGGCUGAUUUUUAA